Dermatophagoides pteronyssinus (European house dust mite) is the source of this 2251-nucleotide messenger RNA. RefSeq lists its product as uncharacterized. Gene Ontology annotation, cellular component: plasma membrane. The record is from RefSeq and is a predicted model, not a curated record. Lineage: Eukaryota; Metazoa; Arthropoda; Arachnida; Sarcoptiformes; Pyroglyphidae.
AAUCAUUCAUCUGGCCAUUUUUUCAAUCAUAGUUCAAUUGAUUAAGAAUUUACUUGGGCACAUUCAAAUUUGAAGAUUUUAUUUUCAAUAUAAUACUGUUGUCAUGAUGACAACGACGGACAAGUGGUGUUGGCCGCGAUAAAUGUUUGACGAUCACGACAUUCAUUCGUUCCAUGGAGGAUCGGACACAAAUCCGAACGGAAAGGAUAUUUGUCAACAAAAUUUCAAAUCGAACCUGUUUAUAGUGAAUAGAAAUGAUGAUCACAUUUCAUAGAAUUCAUCAACGAAUUGUUGAAAUGUUCGAAUUACAAUUAAUGUUAUUAUUCUUGAUCGAUACUGGGCCUAUUGAUCGAACGGCAGCAUCUUAUGAUUUAGAUGAUUCAACAAUAUCGUUAUCAUGGCCUUCCCCUUUUUUUUCGGACACUGCAGCCAAAUCAUUGACUGAUAAUCGUCGUUACUUAAAAUAUCAUAAUCUUUAUAAUGGUCGCGAUCAUCAUCACUUACAUCGACAGCAGAUAAUAGGUAGAUCUGUAUCAUCCAUAACGAAUGAUUCAACAGUUAUAAUAACUUCACCUCCAAAAUCAAAUCAAAUGUUUGCUGCUUCAAGUGAUUCCAAUAUUAUCAACAAAACGGUUACAGAUGAACAUUUCUUGCCACUGGCAGAUUCAUUUGUCAAUGUUCGUCCACAACAACAUAUUGGUUGUCCGCCUACAGAACUUGUCCGUCCCUGCAAAUGUCUUGAACAUCAUAAUGAUUUAUUCUUUCGAACAUUAUUGCGAUGUAAUGGGUCGGAUUUUAAAUAUGAACGUAGAUUUGAAAACAUAUUAUUACGUUUAAGUAAACGUUUAGGCAAUCGUCACUCAAAAUAUUUUGAUUGGUUACAUCUAACCAAUAUGGAUGCUGUUCGUAAAAUAACCAAGCAUUUUUUCGCCGAUAUUCGUUUUCGACAUUUAAUCAUCGAAGAUGCUCCACAAUUGAAACAUCUUCAUCCGGCUUCAUUUAAAUUGGUCACAAAUUCAUUAAAAUAUUUUUAUGCCUACAAUACUGGAUUGGAACCAUAUCGAACUCAACCAAUGAAAGCACCAUUAGGAUUGAUGCGAAAUCUUACAGAAGUACAUAUUGCCUCUCGUAAGAAUAUUUGUCCUCCUAAAGAAAUUAUUUUUCCAUGUGAAUGUAAUGUACGAAAAGAUCAAUUAAUGCCAUUCGGGAUUGAUCGACAACUAUUGCAAAUUCGUUGUAUCAAUCAACGUGGAAUUGUUUACAAUGUGACCAAUAUAUUUAAUCGUUUGCAAAAAUUAGUUGCGAUGAAAGCACUGAAUGAAAGCAGUUCAUCAAAAAAACAUCAUCCACGAUGGUAUUUUGAUGAGGUCAUCCUACGAAACGUGACUGAAUUAGCACUUAAUUCAUUCGGUGAUGUAGCAAUAUCCGAAUUACAUAUUGAACAGGCAUCUCGACUUCGUUAUAUUUCUCGACAUGCAUUUCCUGCAAAUUCUACAAUGCAAAAGCUGCGAAUAUCAGGUGCGAAUUUCGCUAAUGAUCGAUUACCCGAAACUUUCGAAGCUAUUAAUAGCCUUAAAUAUCUUCGUAGUCUUUUUGUUUGGUCUUGUACCGUCGAAUAUAUUCCUGAAAUGGCGUUCGCUCAAAAUCAAUUUUAUUUAAAAGAAAUUGUUUUAUACGGUAACAACAUUAAAGCAAUAGGAUCAUUUGCAUUUGUUAAUCUACCUAAUUUGGAAGACUUACGAAUCGAUGGCAACAACAUUAUUUUAGUAGACAAAUAUGCAUUUGCUACCAAUUACACAAGUUUUCAUCCAUUACGUUUAACAAUGGUGGCUAACAAUUUGAAUGAGAAUAGUUUUGCAUUUAUGGCCAUGAAUGGUGCCCAACGUCCUGUUCAUUUAUCAUUCGCUGAAAUCGGUGGUUGCUAUUGGAAUAUGAAAUAUUUGGAUGAACAAAUAUUUGCACCAUUUUUGGAUAAAUCAACCAAUCGUGUAUACCUUGAACCAGAAUGUGAAUUUCGUUGUAAUGAUUGCCGUAUGAAAUGGUUGAUCGAAAUUCCGAAACAUGCUCAGAAAAGAAUAACAUUGUUGGCCGAAUCCAAUUACCGAAAUAUUUACAAUGUAACCAAUGAAGGUUAUGUACCAUGCGAGAAUGGCGCCAAUCUUUAUGAUAAUCUAAAUCAUUGGAUCAAUGAAUGGAACAAUUGUCCAUAAUAUAAUGAAAAAAAUUUUAUAAUGCAUCAAUGCGAUUGAUG